UCCUCAGCCAAUGGCGCCUUCCCCGCGCUCCGCACCAAUAGCAGGCGGCGUUGUGGUUGCCCCGCGGAAGUUAAGCGAAGCGGGCGCGUUGCUAUAACGGAGGAGAGGGGUGAAGGCAGCUGGGUCAUGUGCGCAGCCCCUAGUCGAGCGGGGGGUGGCGGGACGGGCAGGGAGCGCUACGUGCGGGUUUUUGAAGCAUGUGAUGAAGAUAAAAAAGGAUAUUUAAGCAGAGAGGACUUUAAGGUUGCUGUAGUGAUGCUAUUUGGUUACAAACCCUCAAAGGUGGAGGUGGAUUCAGUAAUGGCCUCGGUGCAACAAAAAAAUUCAGGUGUAUUACUUGAAGAAUUUUUAAAACUUAUGAGUACAAAGAAGGCUGCACAACUACACCAUAGUGAAAUAAGGCAGAUAUUCACAGCUUUUGACAUGCAGUAUAGAGGAUUUUUGACUUUGGAAGAUUUCAAAAGAGCCUUCAAUUCCAUUGCUCCAAAGUUACCUGAAAGGAUCAUAGUUGAAGCUUUCAGAAUCAGAAUAUUUCCCUCAGGAGACAGAAAAAGGCAAUGCCACUCACCCCCAGAGUCUAGAAAAUGUGGCUUCUGAAGCCGUAAGAGGAAGCCAGUUAAAAUGUUCGUUCCUAGAGCCUUUGAUAAGUGGUACUGACUACCUUCAAAAAGUUUGACAAAUGGAGGAUUUUGCCCUUGAUUCAGCCCUGAGAUGACCAGAUUGAUUUAAAAUAAAAAAAACCUUUAGACCCUUAGAUUCUCUUUCAUAUCUGGGAGACAGAAAACUGGAUUCCAUUCUGAAGUAAUAGCAUGAUGACUUAAGGAGGUUUCAGUACACUCCUAAAUUCUUUCUGUUAAUCCCAAAAGUUUAAAAUCUAAGACGUCCUAAAAUCUCUCUUCCGUCUGAUGAAAGAGAGACUAGCAGACUUGCUUGGAUGGUAGAAGCACUUUGGGGAGCUGACCAGCUAAAUGGUCUUUGUUGAAAGAGAGAAUGUGGCACAUCCUUCAACUAGAGGGGAAGGAUGUGAGCUAUGUAUCUAUAUCUCUUCAGCAACUGGUACCAGGACUCAGUCAUGAUUCAUUCAGACAAUGCCCAGGUCUUGGGAUAUUCAAACUGAAAGAGCAAAAGUGUGUGCGCCAAAGCAAAGAUUCUUGUGUAUUGGCCAGAAUUUAAUUACUGUUAUUAUAGCACUCAGAGACCUAGAUCAAGAAUGGGGCCUCAUCAUGCUAAAUGUUGGCUCUGCCCAAUGGAGAUUUACAGUCUAAGAUAUUUCUCUCCCAUAUAAGUAGUUUUUCUGAUGUGGGUCCUCAGAAAUCAAGUUGAUUAACUGACCAGGAUAUGGCAGGAUUCACUCAAGUGAAUGAGAACUGUUUGACUUAAUGUGCUGGAAGUGAAGACCUGUAAACCUUGAAUUUUUUAUUUGAGCCAACUAAAAAGUCCACAGGUUUCAUGCCAGUUCUGGUAACUGUCGCUUGCUAUAGAUUUUUUUUUUUCUGAACCCACUGUAUUUAAUAAUGUGGGAGAUAUAUGGUUCUCAUGCAUAACUUCAAUGUGGCUUCAGUGGACUUGGUACAAAGAACUUCUGCUAACCCUGUAGCUGAGGAUUCCACUUUCUCUUGAUCGAAGGCCCAGCAAAGUGCAGUCAUUUAGAAAAGCUUUUUUCUGGCAAUUUACAGGCACUCGAUGUGAGACCUGGGUCUUUCAUUAGCACCAUCCUUGAGAGUGGACACAGGCUCCCUUUUCAUGUCUGUGUCUUACAAAAAUGACCUCUCUACAAGAAGGCCUUGAUUGUCUCCAUUUUAGAUUUCUUUCCGUCAGGCCUACAUCGGGAUCUAGUGCCUCCUGUCUUUGAAGUCCAGAUCUGUGUGCUAGUAAGGUGGAAGGUGAAUUGAUUCAUAGUGGGUUCUUAUUGUCAAGGCAGUCUGUCAACCAGCCAGUGAUUCCUUUUUGGAAUCUUGAAAUUUUCUUUUUUAUCCUCCUUCAUCCCAUUCCUUUGAAUUUAUGACUGUCAUCAUUUUCCUUCCUCCUCUAUCUUCCUCAAUCUGUGAUAAGGAAGAAACUUCCUUGAAUGGAUAAAUUGUUCUGUAACUUGUCCCUCAUAUGGUUUCUUGCUCCUUUCUUUGAAGCAUCUGAUACUUAGGGUUGCCAACUUUCUAAUCGC
This is a messenger RNA of Chelonoidis abingdonii (Abingdon island giant tortoise), 2161 nucleotides long. NCBI's taxonomy places the organism in Eukaryota, Metazoa, Chordata, Testudines, Testudinidae. The record is from RefSeq and is a predicted model, not a curated record.